AUGCUAAAACCUUUGUUGCCUUUAGGUAGUUCAUUCAACUUGGCCACCCAUGAUUCUGCCUCUAACUUCAUCUUGGCUGCCCCCAACGUCCGGUUUAACAGAAACUAUUGGGUUCCUACCGGUGUUCCUCACCCUCACUUGAGCUACGACAUAUCAAUUCUCACUCAGGAGGAAAACGGAAUUUGGCAUGAGCUUAUGGUGAGCGAGUUUGGUGAAAAGAGACGUCAUGGAUCUUUAUCAGUGAGUAUGGAUUUAAUUAAUCCGAAAGAAGUGAAGAUAUUGAAGGAAGUAUUGAUUAUUUGGUCCACUGAAGAAAUGAAAGAUCUUGAGAUCUUGUUUAAGGUACUUUACCAUUUAUAUCUCCAGCUUCAAAACUCUAGCUACUUAAUUUUGGUUGAAGUUUGA
This is a messenger RNA of Microthlaspi erraticum, 405 nucleotides long. Lineage: Eukaryota; Viridiplantae; Streptophyta; Magnoliopsida; Brassicales; Brassicaceae. The record is from the annotation of a GenBank genome assembly.